Molecule: messenger RNA, 618 nt
Organism: Strongyloides ratti
Lineage: Eukaryota; Metazoa; Nematoda; Chromadorea; Rhabditida; Strongyloididae
Product: Small GTPase superfamily and Ran GTPase family and Small GTPase superfamily, Rho type and Small GTPase superfamily, Rab type and Small GTP-binding protein domain and Small GTPase superfamily, Ras type and Small GTPase superfamily, ARF type and P-loop containing nucleoside triphosphate hydrolase domain-containing protein
Exons: 4
Coding region: 1-618 (205 amino acids)
Biological process (GO): regulation of exocytosis; protein secretion
Molecular function (GO): GTPase activity; GTP binding
Source: RefSeq, a predicted model, not a curated record
AUGGCUGUAAACCCAGAAUAUGAUUAUCUUUUUAAAUUGUUGCUUAUUGGAGAUUCCGGUGUUGGAAAAAGCUGUCUUUUACUUAGAUUUGCCGAUGAUACAUACACAGAAUCUUACAUUUCAACAAUCGGUGUAGAUUUUAAAAUACGUACAAUUGAGCUUGAAGGAAAAACUAUCAAAUUGCAAAUCUGGGAUACUGCUGGUCAAGAAAGAUUUCGUACUAUAACAUCUAGUUAUUACCGUGGAGCUCAUGGAAUUAUUGUUGUAUAUGACACAACUGAUCAGGAAUCUUUCAAUAAUGUUAAACAAUGGUUACAAGAGAUUGACCGUUAUGCUUGUGAAAAUGUUAACAAACUUCUUGUUGGUAACAAAUGUGAUUUAACUGAGAAGAGAGCUGUUGAAGAAAGCACUGCUAGAGAGUAUGCCGAACAAUUAGGAAUACCAUUCCUUGAAACUUCUGCUAAAGAUUCUAAGAACGUUGAACAAGCUUUCUUAACUAUGGCAUCUGAAAUUAAAAAUCGUAUGGGACCACUCCAACAAUCUGGUGCCAAUCCUUCAUCAGUCCGUAUUGGACCAUCUCAACCUGUAGCAGAUAAAAAAUCUGGAGGAUGCUGCUAG